Molecule: messenger RNA, 608 nt
Organism: Physcomitrium patens
Lineage: Eukaryota; Viridiplantae; Streptophyta; Bryopsida; Funariales; Funariaceae
Product: mitochondrial import receptor subunit TOM7-1
Biological process (GO): protein import into mitochondrial matrix
Cellular component (GO): mitochondrial outer membrane translocase complex
Source: RefSeq, a predicted model, not a curated record
UUGAGAAGCAAUUUCAUUUGUGCUCCGACGUUCGCAAGCUCGUGUGUUGUUAUCGUGUGAUUUGAGUGCCUGUCGACUGCAUCUCGCGGGGUGUGCAGACAUGGCGAAGUUGGAGCCAGUCGGGGGGAAGAAGCUGAUUAAAGAGUGGCCGACUUGGAUUUUGAAGAAAGCGAAGACGGUGACGCACUACGGAUUCAUCCCUCUCAUUAUCUUCAUUGGCAUGAACACGGACCCGAAACCCCAGCUUUCGCAGCUCUUAAGCCCUGUAUGAGGAUUGGCGAUGCUGUCUUUGGAGGCGAUGGAGUGAAUUCGCCUGAAUAUCUGGAAGCCGUUGUCCUUUCGUUUUCAGCAGUCCGGGGGAGCCAGGUCGAUGGACGUGUUCCAAGUUCGUGAAUCAACGGAACAAAAGAAAUUGUGGUUGGAAUUCAAAAACCUAGUUUUGAUUUUGAAGGAUAUUGUGCAAUUCUAAUUAUAUGACUAUUUCUUAAGUGUUUUGCGAAGUUGAGAGGGUUCUUUGGAUUCCUUUUUGAAUUUUUACCUUCUAAUACAUGUAAAAAUUCACGAAAAUUGUGGCAAUUUUUAUGUGAGUCCUAUGGUUGAGAUAUUUA